This is a messenger RNA of Didymodactylos carnosus, 1227 nucleotides long. NCBI's taxonomy places the organism in Eukaryota, Metazoa, Rotifera, Eurotatoria, Philodinida, Philodinidae. The record is from the annotation of a GenBank genome assembly.
UCCUCUUGUAAAAACUCAUUAUUAUGAUCAAAAUCAAAUCUGAAUCAGUCUUGCAAUCAAAAAGCAUAUUAUAAUUUAGAGUCCUGCAUCAUCUUUUAACUGCGCGUAAUCCUUCUUAGUAAAAUCUAACAUUGCAUUAACUUAAAAUCUAAAUUAUUCAUAUACAAAAAAUCAGUAUUACACGCUGAUUCAGUCAAUCUGUGAAAAGAUGAACUCCAUACUGAAGACAAAUAAGUUAAAAUCUAUAAUAUUGAUAUGCUAAAAUCCCUGACUUUUUUCAUCCGUUAUAUGGAGGUGGACAAUCUGAUAUAAACUCAAUUGCUAGUAACUUGACCACCAGAACUCCCAUCUUUUCUGUGUAAUGGUAAUCAUUUUUCCAGUUGAUCUUGAUCUUGAUCAAGCAAAAAUUUAACACUGACUUUGGAACUGCCUAAUAGCUUAUCUCGAUUUCUGAGUACAUUUUUAUCCAGUACCCACAUGUUGACUUUAUCGCCCGUUGUAUAAAUGUUAAAUGAAAACGGUCCAUCUAUUGAUCGAUUUAACGUCAAGGGAUCGAAUAAAUCGAAAUGAAAGUUACAUGUUCUUUAAAGAGAAUAACAUAAGAAACAAGCAUUUUUCUCAAAAGAUAAACCGCAUAAAUAGUUUUCUCUUUAGAAGAAAAUUUAUCUAAAUAUCGUAACUUUAUAAUAUUCAAAGCAAAAUUAUAAUUUAGGACUAUUUUUUCGAAACCUUUCAAGUUAAUAUAUUCAUAUUUAUUAUGAUUAAAAAUAAUUAGUGAUAAUAAUGGAUACCAAUCAUUAUGUUAUCACUGCAGGUGAUAGUGAUAUCGAAAUACAUACGAGAAACAUUUCAGAAGCAAAAGCUGUGAAGGUUGUCAAAUCAAGUGCCGUAUCAAACGGUAUUGCGUUUGGAACGACGUUUCGUGUAUCCGAAAAUGUUUCAGUAUAUAGAAGAAUGUGUGAAGACGAAGUGAACUCAGUUAUUAAUAGUAGUGCUUUGGAUGCUCGACAAAAAUACAAAUGGGUUACAGAAAGUUUAAAUAAAGCGUUAAAAUUUCAAAAUAAUGCUAUGCCUGCCCCUGUUGGGGAAUUAGAGAAAAUAUUAAAAACGAACGUAAACAAAGAAUUUUAUAGAGAUUUCAGAAAGGAGCUUAUACUUCAAUUUAUAUGUAGUCAACGUACUAAAAGUGUAUUUCACCACGACGGUAUUAAAUCUGGUCGUUUUUAA